Molecule: messenger RNA, 1716 nt
Organism: Blumeria graminis f. sp. triticale
Lineage: Eukaryota; Fungi; Ascomycota; Leotiomycetes; Helotiales; Erysiphaceae
Source: the annotation of a GenBank genome assembly
AUGACCGAGGAAUCAUACUUAAGAUUACACAUCACACCGCUAACGCCUGAACUCCUAGGAACUAUUUUGCCUUCCCAAGUCUUGCCUAACGCCCGCAACCUCUCAUACCACACAGUUCAGACCUUCCCAGAAAAGAGCUACGGGUUUGUAGAUUUGCCAUACAUAGACGCUGAGAGUAUCAAGAAAAAGUUACACGGGUCUAUUGUUAAAGGGACAAAAAUGCGCAUUCAGGCUGCGCGGCCGAAACCAGAGCGAGCUUCAGAGGAAGAGUCACGAUCAGUAUCACAGCCAAAACUCAAAAAGAUAAAGAGGUCCAGAAAUGAGUUACCUGCUAUAGAAAUAGGUCAAAGGAAGGUCAAAAGGGGAUGGACCACACCUGCACAAGAUCUGAAGAAGAGUAAUGAGGGCGAUAUCAAGAUGAAUAGUGUUGUGAGAUCUAAGUUUACCGCAGGUGCCGAGUGCCUAUUCAAGACUGUAUUGCCGGAAAAUAUUGCGUCUAAGAAUAGUAGUUUUCUGGAAAAAACAAAGCAUAAGAAUAAAAAGAGGAAUAUGAAAGGAAUCGUGGUGCAUGAGUUCGAAAAUACUAUCAAACAUAAUUCUUUCCUGAGACCUCGUCACGCGGUUAGCACCUCAAACAGUGUUGCCCAAUUUGUAGAAGGGAAAGGCUGGUUAAAUGAGGAUGGAAUCCUUGUGGAAGGUAUUAAAGCUUCUCAGCGAAAAAGUACCAUCGAGAAAGAAGAGGCUAUAGCGAAAAAUCUUAUGCCUAAGUCAGACACAUUAGAAGAUCAGGACAGACACAAUAGUUCGCCAAAAAAUCUUGGCACAUGUAAAAAUCUUGCACAAGCUGAUACCACAGACGAAGGAAUAUUUCAAAAAAUACCAGCCAUACUUGAUGUGGAAUCCAUUUGCAACGAAAUAGACGAGAAUUCUACAAACUCAUCUAUCUCAUUUUCGAAUUCUUUGUCUGAUCACGAAGAUGAUAGACUAGACUUAAACACAGUUCCAUUUAGCGCUUCUAAAACAAGUAGUCAUAAAUCUUUCAAGACCUCAAGCUCAAUUCAUUCAAGCGCAUCAUUGUCAACUUCUUCACCAAAUUUUCCUUCUCAUGACUGGCUAACUUCUCAAGAAGAUUCUGCCUGCUUGGAAUCUAGAUUAUCAGGCCAGUCGACACCUCAUGCAACUAACGUGAACCUAAGUAUUCAGGUCCCACUUGCAACUACACAUCCACUAGAAGCGCUUUACAAAAAAUCUAAAUCUCAGGAAACUUCUAAUAACUCUACGUUUAAAUUCUUUACAUCUAAAAGCGAAAGCGAUAGCAACGAUUUUCGAUCACCUUCACCUGUUCAACAACACAUAUCUGUUCCCCUCACGCCUUAUACCCGCCGCGAUAUCGAACAUCGGACCGUCCGUAGCGCAGCACCGACACCUGAUACUGCACACGCAAAUAAGUGCUUUAAAUGGUCAAAAUCAAAUGAUGAUGAUUUUACCGAGGAAGAUGAAGAUGAUGACAAGCCUGAGAAAGAUGCUAGUGUCAAUGCUGUAAUUGGAACAUCAGGCAAUGCUCAUAAAUUGUCUGCAGAAACGAGAUUAAAAGAAGUUCAGAGCGAGUUUCAAAAGUGGUUCUGGGAAAACCGGGGGCAUGCCAAUCGGAACUGGAAGCAGCGUCGCCGGAGUGCAUUAAAAGAGCGGCGGCAGAGUUCGAAGAAAGCCCAGUAA